AUAAAACGCAGUUUAAUUUCGCACGCGCUUUAGGAACGUGUUUUGGUCGUUAGAUUUUCUUAUUUUUCCAUUAUUUCGCCGGAAUUGAGUAACUAUUUGUCAAAUAAAUAAAGCUGAACGUUAAUUUAAUAACAACGAUUGAAAAUAUUAAAGUUUUUUGGGAAAAUUCAUUAACAUUUCUUUUGUUUUUUGAAUAUAAAAAUGGUUGUAGUUUCGUCAACAUUUUCGCAGCCUCUCGAAGGGAUAUUGUUUCAAUCACCCGGUACAAAGCUUUUGGUAAAUGAUCAGGAACUUGGAACAGCUACAUUGUACAUAACGGAAAGCAACGUAAUAUGGGGCGGAGGUGUGCGUCCAAGUGGCGGACCAGCACCGACUAUAUCGCUGUUAUACCCCAGCAUAUCAUUACAUGCCGUACAAAGGGAGCCUUCGCCAGCCUUGUAUAUGGUCCUUAAUUACGAAUUGAGGGUACCAGAGUUUACACAACAGUCAGGAUCAGGCGACGCGAACGAGGAUGAUGAUGAUGAAGAAUUUGACGCUGAUGAUCAACCUAUCACACAGCUUAGAUUUAUACCGCAAAACGAGGGUGACUUACAAGCGAUGUAUUCAGCCAUGAGCGAGGGGCAGUCUCUACAUCCCGACCCCGCAGACGAGGUGGACGAAGAUGACCCUUACAUGGACGGAGAGGAGUUUGACGAAGGAGAAGACGAGUUUGAAGAUGCCAUGGAGAGUGAGAAUAAUCCAGAAGAUGCUGCCGCCAGGAUGCGGCAGCUCAGGAUCGAGAACUCCAACGGGGCACAUUAUGAAGAUGCUGAGGACGAAGCAAUAGGCGAUGACGACGAGUGAUCUUUUUAUGUUAAGUGUAUUUUAUGUUUUGUGCAAAAGUUAUUUGACAAAAGUGAAGUGUGGACGGAAUUUUAUACAUAAUGUAAUUAUGUAUGUACAUGUUUGAGAUGUCAAAUGAUGAUGCUUACUCGUGAAAAGGGUAAUAUUUUUUUGUUCUUUUCAAUUUUUUUUUUAAAUAGCAACGUCGACGUAUUUAAUAAUUUAAAUAAAUAUAAAAUUGAAUUUGUUUUUAUUUUUGACAAUUUUUUGGAGUGCAUGAGCUUUUUUUGGGAUAUUCUGGUAUUAAAGUUUAGAUUGUUUGCGAAAAUAAAAUACGAAAAAAAAAGAAAUUGCUUAUUGAUAUAUGUACUACAUUAUAAUUAAACUUCAUUCCUAAAAUUUAAACUUACACGAUGACAUUAAAAAUAUACUAUGAUCGAGAUUCAAUAUUGCAUUGGUAUAAGGCUGAAUUUGUAUAUUGGAUUGGAUGAGCGGUAAGAAGGUUACCUAUUUCGAAUAAUAUACACUUUUAUUGUAAAUUGUACUCAAAAUUUUUUAAAUGUUAAUGACAUACAUACUUAUGGUCACGUCUAUAUCCCUUGCGGGGUAGACAGAGCCAACAGUCUUGAAAAGACUGAAUGGCCACGUUCAGCUUUUUCGCUUAAUGAUUUUGAUGAGUUGAGUUGAGAGUUAAUGACCAUUUAUGAUAUUUCGAUUGGUUUAGACGCGAUCGGUCCAAUAUAUUGUUUUUCCAGUGGUGCAUUUCUUUACAGACAAAUGAUUUACAUACUUUAGUUUUUAUAUCAACAGUUUGUUUUUUUAACAUCAAAUUUAUUUUAGUUUAGUCGGUUGUAUUGUACAAAUCGCGCCUAAAUGUUUAAUGAUGAUAAAAUUUUACAUGAUUCGUCUGUUCAUUGAUUAAACUCGAAUAUUUUAAGAAAUACCUGUGUGUUAUCAGCUACUUUUUCUUUACAGUUCAGAAAAAUAAUUUUCAUAAUAAACAAUACCGUUUGCAAAUGACAGGUGAUAUAAACCAAAUUAAACGGGAUAUUAUCAAAAUUAUUACAAUUUCUUUUCGUGGCGUGGGCAUGCAUUAUAGGCACUAUUUCAGAUUACGUGAUUCAAGCUGAUUAAAAUUAAGCGCACUUAAAUCUAUUAUAAAAAAAGGUAACAAACCAAUGUUUUCACAAUAUUUGUCUUAAUUUAACCUGUAUUUGUAACAUUGAUUAAUUAUUAACCUAUCUAGUAUUCAAAAGAUGGCAGUUUUGUGCAUUCACACACAAGUUGUAAUUUUCGCUUUUCCCUGAUACAAAAUAGUUUUCAAAAUGCAUUUUGGUUGAAUAUAGAGCAAUCGACUAGUUUUUUAGUUCAAGCACUGGCUAUUAUUAUUUUUGCAUGAUUAAUUAGUAUACAGGUAUAUUUACGUUAAUGUAUAAAUGCUAAAUACACAAAUAUUUAGUGUUUGUGACGCUUUUGUCAAUUGCAAAUGGUCAUUGCAUCAAUUAUGGUAACUUUUUUUUUGGCAAGUGGUCAACAGAUUUAUUGGCACAUUAUUAGAAUAUAAUGGCGAACUGACACUUAAAAUUUUAGUUAGCGAAAGUAUGUAACUACGACACAAGCAAAGAGGUUAUUUCGCAAUAAUUCCACUACACUUCUUUCAGUUGUAAUUUUUAUAACGUUCAAUGUUAUAUAUAGAAUUUGUAUUCUAGAUUUAGUGAUUUUUUAAAUAAAUCAUAUCAAAAUA
Amyelois transitella is the source of this 2566-nucleotide messenger RNA. It is a transcript of the gene icln, whose product is annotated as methylosome subunit pICln. The record is from RefSeq and is a predicted model, not a curated record. The coding region runs from base 202 to 843 and encodes 213 amino acids. Gene Ontology annotation, biological process: cell volume homeostasis; chloride transport; spliceosomal snRNP assembly. The transcript has 6 exons. Gene Ontology annotation, cellular component: pICln-Sm protein complex; cytosol; plasma membrane. NCBI's taxonomy places the organism in Eukaryota, Metazoa, Arthropoda, Insecta, Lepidoptera, Pyralidae.